AUGUCUUCUCCAAAGGGUGAAAAAGUGAAUAAUGCUAAUAAUAAUGCUGUUAAAGAAGUGAAAAAGGAUAAGAAAGUAUCUAGUGUAAGUGAAGAUUUCAAUAUUGCAUUUGCCAACACUUGGAAAUCUUAUGUUAAGCAGUUAAAUGAGGAUAACAGAUUCAAGUUGAUUGAUAUUUUCUGUUUAUUUUUAGUGAUUAUUGCAGCUGUACAAUGCACUUUUAUGAUCACUAUUUGGGAUAACUUCCCAUUCAAUGCAUUUUUAUCAGGUUUUAUUAUAUGUGUUGGUCAAUUUGUAUUGUUGAUUAGUUUGAGAUUACAAUUAGCUGAGUCAUUUGCAGGUAUCUCUAAAAAUAGAGCAUUUGGUGAAUUUAUCUUAGCAAGUCUUAUUUUACAUUUCAUCUGUUUACAUUUCAUAAACUGA
Molecule: messenger RNA, 423 nt
Organism: Vanderwaltozyma polyspora DSM 70294
Lineage: Eukaryota; Fungi; Ascomycota; Saccharomycetes; Saccharomycetales; Saccharomycetaceae
Gene: OST2
Product: dolichyl-diphosphooligosaccharide-protein glycotransferase
Exons: 1
Coding region: 1-423 (140 amino acids)
Biological process (GO): protein N-linked glycosylation
Cellular component (GO): oligosaccharyltransferase complex; membrane
Source: RefSeq, a predicted model, not a curated record